Molecule: messenger RNA, 2034 nt
Organism: Striga hermonthica
Lineage: Eukaryota; Viridiplantae; Streptophyta; Magnoliopsida; Lamiales; Orobanchaceae
Source: the annotation of a GenBank genome assembly
AUGUCCGAAGAAGCUGUCCACGUUAUGCUGGCGUACGAAGACCCCUCCGACCAAAGAUCCCUCUCCCCGGACUACUCGAGCAGUGCCGAGGAAUCACACGAAAAAACCGAACUGCCUCUGGACUUGGCAGACGAUCCCGUACCGUACGUCGGCCAAAGGUUCCCCUCUCAAGAUGCCGCUUACGAAUUUUACAGUGAGUUCGCCAGGCGGUGUGGUUUCUCCAUUAGGCGCCACCGCACGGAAGGCAAGGAUGGUAUCGGAAAAGGCCUAAUGAGACGCUACUUCGUGUGCCACCGUGCCGGCAACACGCCCGCCAAGGCUCCGAACGAGAAGAAGGCCCAAAGGAAUAGAAAGUCUUCCCGGUGUGGGUGCCAGGCGUACAUGCGGAUAAGCAAGUCUGCCGAGAUGGGAGUGCCCGAGUGGAGAAUCACGGGCUUCGCGAACCACCACAAUCACGAGCUUCUGGAGAUGCACCAGGUCCGUUUCUUGCCUGCAUACCGGACAAUAUCAGAGUCUGACAAGAACCGAAUUCUCAUGUUCGCCAAGACUGGGAUCUCCGUGCAGCAGAUGAUGAGGCUUCUGGAGCUUGAGAAGUGUGUGGAGCCCGGGUACCUGCCCUUCACCGAGAAGGAUGUCAGGAAUUUGCUUCAGUCUCUUAGGAAGGUAGAGCCAGAGGAUGAUGGUGUGGAUUUGAUCAGGAUGUGUAGGAAUAUUAAGGAUAGAGAUCCCAAUUUUAGAUUUGAUUACACGGUAGAUUGCAGUGGGAGGUUGGAGAACGUUGCGUGGUCGUAUGCCUCGUCUGUCCAGUCUUACGAGGUUUUCGGGGAUGCUGUGGUGUUUGACACGACUCACAGACUGACGGCUUUUGACAUGCCUCUUGGGAUAUGGGUCGGGGUGAACAAUUACGGGAUGCCCUGCUUCUUUGGCUGUGUGCUACUACGUGAGGAGAACCUCAGGUCGUUUUCUUGGGCUCUGAAGGCUUUCUUAGGAUUUAUGAAUGGGAAAUCCCCGCAAACAAUAUUGACGGACCAAAAUAUGUGCCUGAAAGAAGCAAUAGGACUAGAGAUACCCGCCACAAAACAUGCACUUUGCAUAUGGCUUAUCGUGGCCAAAUUCCCUUCAUGGUUCAAUGCUGUCCUUGGAGAACGCUACAACGAGUGGAAGGCCGAGUUUUACCGACUAUAUAAUCUGGAGACAAGUGAAGAUUUUGAAUUGGGCUGGCGGGACAUGGUGAACGCCUUUGGUCUGCACACGAACAGGCACAUAGCCAACUUAUACGCCUUACGACCAAUGUGGGCUCUACCAUACCUGAGAAAUCAUUUCUUUGCAGGGAUGACGGCUCCUGGACAGUCCAAGUCCAUCAAUGCUUUUAUUCAACGGUUUUUGAGUGCUCAAACUCGUGUUGCGCAUUUCGUGGAACAAGUGGCUGUGGCCGUAGAUUUCCGGGACCAGGCGGGUGAACAACAGACAAUGCAGCAGAACAUCCAAAACAUCAACCUAAAAACCCACACCCCAAUGGAAUCCCACGCAGCCUCCAUCCUGACCCCUCACGCCUUCUCCAAGCUCCAGGAGCAGCUCGUCAUGGCAGCCCACUACGCAUCCUACCCGGCACCCGACGGCACCUCAUUCCUUGUCCGCCACCACGCCAAGCCCGAGGGGCCAGGCCGGAGAGUCUACUGGGCCCCACGCACCACCACACUGGAAUGCAGCUGCCGCCUGUUUGAGUUCUCGGGAGUGCUGUGCUGCCACGCCCUCCGGGUGCUGUCGGCCGGCAACUGCUUCCAGAUCCCGGACAGGUACCUCCCGCUGAGGUGGCGGAGGGUGGUGAACGUGGGCCCGCCAGGUGGCGGAAGGAGGAACAGCGAGCAUGCGGAGAGGGUGGAGGUGCUCAAGGGAAUGGUGUCGGCACUCGUGGCCGAAUCGGCAAAAUCGAGGGAGCGAUUGGAUCUCGCGACCGAGCAGGUCUCAGUUAUUUUGUCCCGGGUUAGGGAGCUACCCGUUUCGAAUUUCCCGACCCAGAGGAGUCUUGUCUGA